AUGUCUCUUCCUCUGUGCGCGUAUCCACCACCACCACCCGCCGCCCGCCGCCUUCCAAAUCCAUCCUCCUCUCCCCAAUUCCCCUCCUCCUCCCUCUCCACUCACGCCCCCUCCCCCCACUCACGCCCCCUCUGCCACUUCCGUCCCACCCGCCUCCCUAAUCGUCCCCAAUCCCUCUGCCUCACCCCCUACCUUCUCAGACAGCAGCAGCUGGUGCAGCUGAUUCACGUCCAACUCAAACACCUGGCGGAGGGAGGAAUGGGGAUGGGGAUGGGGAGAACAGGGGGGAAUGAGUGGUGCAGGGGAACAAACGCCGCUGCUCUGGGGGGCUGUGAGGAGGAGGCACCGCUGCUCUGGGGCGCCUACAGAGAGGCGCCCCUACAGAGAGGCGCCUACAGAGAGGCGCCCCUACAAAGAGGCGCCCCUAAAGAGAGGCGCCCCUACAGAGAGGCGCCUACAGAGAGGCGCCUACAGAGAGGCGCCCCUACAGAGAGGCGCCUACAGAGAGGCGCCUACAGAGAGGCGCCUAUAGAGAGGCGCCUACAGAGAGGCGCCUACAGAGAGGCGCCUACAGAGAGGCGCCUACAGAGAGGCGCCCACAGAGAGGCGCCUACAGAGAGGCGCCUACAGAGAGGUGCGCCUACAGAGAGGCGCCCCUACAGAGAGGCGCCCACAGACAGGCGCCCCUACAGAGAGGUGCGCCUACAGAGAGGCGCCCCUACAGAGAGGUGCCCACAGACAGGCGCCCCUACAGAGAGGCGCCCCUACAGAGAGGCGCCUACAGAGAGGCGCCUACAGAGAGGCGCCAACAGAGAGGCGCCUACAGAGAGGCGCCUACAGAGAGGCGCCUACAGAGAGGCGCCUACAGAGAGGCGCCUACAGAGAGGCGCCUACAGAGAGGCGCCUACAAAGAGGCGCCUACAGAGAGGCACCCCUACAGAGAGGCGCCAACAGAGAGGUGCCCCUACAGAGAGGCGCCCCUACAGAGAAGGCGCCAACAGAGAGGCGCCUACAGAGAGGCGCCUACAGAGAGGCGCCUACAGAGAGGCGCCUACAGAGAGGCGCCUACAGAGAGGCGCCUACAGAGAGGCGCCUACAGAGAGGCGCCUACAGAGAGGCGCCUACAGAGAGGCGCCUAUAGAGAAGCGCCUACAGAGAAGCGCCUACAGAGAGGCGACUACAGAUAGGCGCCUACAGAGACGCGCCUAUAGAGAAGCACCUACAGAGAGGCGCCUACAGAGAGGCGCCCCUACAGAGAGGCGCCAGCUGAAAACUGAAUACCAGCAGAUGCCGUUGAUCCGAGGCAGAGGUGUGAAGAAACAGAACGCCAUCUCCUCAUCAUCUCCCUCAUCCGCCUGA
Messenger RNA from Closterium sp. Naga37s-1, 1359 nucleotides. Lineage: Eukaryota; Viridiplantae; Streptophyta; Zygnematophyceae; Desmidiales; Closteriaceae. The record is from the annotation of a GenBank genome assembly.